AUGCAUUCUUCUUCAAAUAGUAUUCCACUUCAACGUGUGAAACGUAAUUGUACAUUGACUGGUACUAGUGAACAGAUAUCAUUCAAAUGUCAUCGUAGUUGUGAUGGUACAAGUACAGUAGAACCAAAAGACUGUAACAACAAAGUUUUAACACAAACUAAAUUGGGAGUGAGCAAGCUAUUCGGAACAGACAGAUUAUUGGAUGAAGCGCACGGCAGUUAUUGGAUUGGUUUAAUAACCAUCGGAACACCAGCUCAAUCAUUUUAUGUUGAUUUUGAUACUGGUUCAAGUGAUUUAUGGGUACCAGGAGCAACAUGUGGGAUUUCAUGCGGCGGAACACAUACGUUUAGUUCAUCAGCAUCGAGCACUUAUACACUAUGGAAUAAAAAUUUUACUAUAUAUUAUGGUGAUGGUUCCCAUGCUACAGGAAAAUGGGCUAAUGACACAAUUACUGUAGGUGGAUCGAUUUCUGGCAUUUCAGUAUCACAUCAACCGUUUGCAGUUGCCACAUCGGCCUACGGUAUGUCCAGUCGUGUGAGUGACGGUUUAAUAGGUAUGGCAUAUCGAAACAUUGCACAGGGUGGUGAAUAUCCCGUUAUAUGGUCAAUGUAUCUAGCUGGUCAACUAACACAACCAAUAUUUGGUUUUUGGUUUAAUCCAGUGACCACAGGUUCAAGUGGUGGUGAAUUGAUCUUAGGUGGCUACGAUAACACAAAAUUUACCGGCAAUUUUACAUAUGCACCAGUUAGUUCACAAGAUAGUGGUACAACAUUAAUUGCUGUACCAUCCAAUUACGCAAAUCAAAUUAACACACAACUGGGUGGAACAUACGAUUAUAUUAGCGGUUUGUAUACGUUAAACUGUCAAACACAGCUAUUAUCAUCAUUUCCAAAUCUUACAUUUACAAUCAGCGGCCGUCAAUUUGUCUUGACACCAUUGAUGUACAUGAUUAUUACUGGUUCUGGUAGUUCGAAUGAUCCAUAUAUAUGCUAUAGUGUGAUACAACCGACGUAUGGUAUUGUUGAUCUACAAAAUAGAACAAUAUGGAUUAUUGGUGAUUAUUUCAUGCGACGUUUCUAUAACGUAUUUGAUAUGCAAAAUAAUCGAAUUGGACUGGCAACAUCAACAUCCUAUUCACAGCUGCAAACAGUACCAAGUACAUUGUUUACACCCAAAAGUUCAACUACAAAGUUAGACCACAUGUGGAUGAUAUACUCAUGUCUAUCGUUGACAGUGCUAGUUAUAAGUAAUCCAUUCUUGGCAUGUUCCUCUUACAGUUAA
Didymodactylos carnosus is the source of this 1281-nucleotide messenger RNA. The record is from the annotation of a GenBank genome assembly. Lineage: Eukaryota; Metazoa; Rotifera; Eurotatoria; Philodinida; Philodinidae.